AUGCCCAUCAGUAACCCUAGGAAACGGCCCAUCUGUGUCGCCCGUUCGUUUCUGAGGAGCCACGCCCACGCCCACGCCCACGCCACGAAAGGAGACCUCUCUCAGGCGGUGUCUCGUCUCGAGUCCUUAACACAGCAAGGGAUUCGCUUACCCUUCGAAGUCCUAGCUUCGCUGCUUCAGCAGUGCGGAGACACGAGGUCUCUGAAACAAGGCAGAUGGAUUCAUCGUCACUUGAAGAUUACUGGAUUCAAGCGACCCAACACGCUCUUGUCGAAUCAUUUGAUCGGAAUGUACAUGAAAUGCGGUAAACCCAUCGACGCGUGUAGAGUGUUUGAUACAAUGCAUUUCAGGAACUUGUAUUCGUGGAACAAUAUGAUCUCUGGCUAUGUCAAAUCAGGGAUGCUGCUGCGUGCACGCUUCAUGUUCGAUACUAUGCCCGAGCGGGAUGUCGUCUCCUGGAACACGAUGGUCAUUGGCUACGCUCAGAAUGGGAGUCUCCGCGAAGCCCUGUGGUUCUAUAGAGAGCUGAGGAGAUCCGGAAUCAAGUACAACGAGUUCAGCUUCGCAGGGAUCUUGACGGCGUGUGUGAAAUCGAAGGAGCUCCAGCUCAAUCGGCAAGCUCACGGGCAGGUUCUGGUUGCUGGGUUUCUGUCAAAUGUGGUGCUUUCGUGUUCUAUCAUCGAUGCUUAUGCAAAAUGUGGUCAGAUGGAGUGCGCUAGAAGAUGUUUUGAUGAGAUGGCAGUGAAGGAUAUUCAUAUUUGGACCACUCUCAUCUCCGGAUACGCCAAACUGGGCGAUAUGGAAGCAGCUGACAAGUUAUUCAGUGAGAUGCCAGAGAAGAAUCCAGUUUCUUGGACCGCAUUAAUUGCUGGAUAUGUUAGACAAGGUUCAGGGGACCAAGCCCUUGACUUGUUCAGAAAAAUGAUUGCUUUGAGGGUUAAACCAGAGCAGUUUACUUUCAGCAGCUGCCUCUGUGCCUCUGCCACCAUUGCAUCUCUUAUACACGGGAGGCAGAUUCAUGGCUACAUGGUCCGUACGAAUGUUAGUCCCAAUCCUAUUGUUAUCAGUUCUUUGAUCGAUAUGUACUCAAAAUCAGGGAGUUUACAAGCCAGCGAGCGGGUUUUCAGUAUUUGCGGUGACAAGCGAGACUGCGUUCUGUGGAACACGAUGAUUUCUGCAUUGGCGCAGCACGGGCUUGGCCACAAGGCCUUGCGCAUGCUUGAUGACAUGAUCAAAACCAGAGUCCAGCCAAACAGGACGACUCUGGUUGUGAUUCUCAAUGCGUGCAGUCACUCGGGUCUGGUAAAGGAAGGAGUGAGGUGGUUUGAGUCAAUGACUGUUGAGCACGGGAUCGUUCCCGACCAAGAACAUUACGCAUGUCUGAUAGAUCUCCUAGGUCGUGCCGGUUGUUUUAAAGAAUUGAUGAGCAGGAUCGAGGCAAUGCCUUUUAAACCGGACGAGCAUAUCUGGAAUGCAAUCCUAGGAGUAUCCAGAAUCCAUGGAAAUGUAGAACUGGGAAAGAAAGCGGCGGAAGAGCUGAUCAAACUGGAUCCUGAGUCAUCUGCGCCAUACAUAUUGCUAUCGAGCAUUUACGCAGAUCAUGGGAAGUGGGAAUCAGUGGAGGAGCUGAGAGGGGUUAUGAAGAAGAGAAGCGUGAAUAAAGAGAAAGCUGUUAGUUGGAUUGAAAUCGACAAGAAAGUUGAAACUUUCACAGUCUCAGACGGGUCGCAUCCUCGUAAAGAAGAGAUAUACUCAGUUUUGCAUAAUCUGGCUGCGCUAAUGGAAGAAGAAGCUUCAAGAACAUGA
This is a messenger RNA of Microthlaspi erraticum, 1806 nucleotides long. NCBI's taxonomy places the organism in Eukaryota, Viridiplantae, Streptophyta, Magnoliopsida, Brassicales, Brassicaceae. The record is from the annotation of a GenBank genome assembly.